Messenger RNA from Zerene cesonia (dogface butterfly), 1206 nucleotides. RefSeq lists its product as uncharacterized. The coding region runs from base 138 to 944 and encodes 268 amino acids. The transcript has 4 exons. Lineage: Eukaryota; Metazoa; Arthropoda; Insecta; Lepidoptera; Pieridae. The record is from RefSeq and is a predicted model, not a curated record.
UGACAGAUGUCAGAUGGUUUGUAUUGUUUACUAAUCGAUCAAUGCAAAUUCAUGUUUACAAGAUACAACAUCUAAGAUAUAUAACACAAAUUUUGUUAAUAAUAACAUAAAUAGAUUAUAACAAAAUUGUUACAGAGAUGGAUGAAAACAUAGAUAAUAACGUUGCGGUAUUAGCUAUACUGGAUAAUCAGUGCGAUGGCACAUUAGAAUCUCCUUUUAAACAAAGUGUGAAUAUUGCAAAUUAUAGUCAUGCGCAUACUAUUAGUCAAGAAGGAACUGAUUCACACGAAACAAACAAACAAAAUGUUAUUUGGACAAAAAAUGCUACAUUAAUGCUUUUAAAUUUAUAUGAAACUAAAUUAAGUACUUUAGAUAACCCUAAGAAAAAAUCAAAAAUGUGGUCAACAAUGGCAGAAGAAUUGAAAUCAUUUAACAUAGAGGUAACACCAGACCAAGUAAGAUGGAAAAUAAAUGCUCUAACAAAGAAAUACAAGGAUUGCCUUGAUAAUGGACAGGUUUCCGGAUUUAAAUAUUACAAUGAAAUGCAUCAAAUACUUGGUAAAUACAAUGAAGAUAAUGACACUUAUAGAAUAUCAUCUGGUAUACAAGAUCAAAUAAAUAAGGAUAACUUGUGUAGAAAACUCCCUUAUAAAAAUAGUACAUCAUUAAGAAAAUUAAAGGUGGAGCGUAGAGCUAAAAUUGAACUCGACAAGCAAUGGCUACUAUAUUUAAGAAGGCAAGAAGAGCAAAAGCACAUAAGAGACGAGAGAUAUGAAAGAGCUUUACGAUUGAGGGAAGAAGAGAUCGCUCUGAGAAAGAAAGAAUUAGAUAUUAAACAGACUGUAGCUUUGAAGAAGUUACAAUUGAAGGAAAAACAUCAAGAAGAAAUGCUAAAAAUUGAAAGGGAGAAGUGCUUUUUGUUGCGGAAGUUAUUAGGUGAAUGAUACAGAGCUAAGUUCUAAUGAAAUACUUGUUAAAAUAAUUGCAGAAAAUGCAUGAGUAGAAUGAUUGAAGAUCUAUUGCGAUGAAACUUAAACCAGUUAACCAAUAAGUUUGGUUUUAUUCAGACAAAGAUAAUGAGACAAAUCUUCAAUGGUGGAAAAUACAUAUGACAUCGAAAAUUUUAAGAUAAGGAAAAGAUGAAUUGGUAUAAAUUCUUUUCUUUGGAAUUGUAACAUAACAUACAAAAUCAAAAUCAAAAGAAAG